AUGGCCGAACUGCAAGCAGAAGUCAAGAGACUAGCUGAGCUAUCCACCCAGAGCAGCAAACAAGAGGAAGGCAACUCCAAAGGUUCAACCCAAGGCAGAGCCGAACUCAUAGGUGUCAACUCCCCUAAGGAGAAACUGACCUUGGACAACCCGUUUUCUGAGGAAAUCACGAAUUUCCAAAUGCCAAAGCAUUUCACACUCCCUUCCUCUCUUGAGCUGUAUAAGGGGAUUGGUGACCCCCGGGCUCACAUUAAAAAAUUUCAAUCUAUGAUGUUUUUUAACGGACCUAAUAACGAUCCUGUGCUUUGCAGAGCUUUCCCUACUUAUCUAGACGGGGCUGCCCUAUUUUGGUUUUUGAAAUUGUCUGCAGGAUCAAUCGCUUCCUUCGAAGAUCUGGCCAGGUCUUUCAUCGACUACUUUGCAGCAGCUCGGAUCUAUGUACAUGGAUCAGACUAUCUCAGCACCAUCCGCCAGGGCCCACUGAAAAGCUUAAAAGAUUAUAUGACCAGGUUCACAGAUGCCACCAUGGAAAUACCUGACCUAAACCCUGCCGUCCACCUACAUGCCCUCAAAGCCGGACUCAGGCCUGGAAAAUUCAGAGAAAUAAUCGCGGUUACCAUGCCAAAAACACUGGACGAAUUCCGGGAAAGGGCAGCAGGACAAAUGGAGAUCGAAGAACUCCGAGAGGCCGACAAAACCGAAAGGAGACCAAGAAAAGAGGACGACAGACCCUUCAGAUCAGCGAACACUAGAGACCUUGGCAAACCAUUCAAGCUCACCCCAAAAUUCAAUAACUACACCAGAUUCAAUACGAAGAGAGAAAAGAUAAUCAAAGAAAUACUCAAUGCCAAGAUUAUAAAGUCACCAACCAGAGCGGGAAGCUACCAACAUCAGCGAUUCGUCGACAAAAGCAAGCAUUGUGGCUUCCACCAGAAAUAUGGUCAUACAACCGAUGAGUGCGUGAUAGCCAAAGACCUCUUGGAAAGAUUAGCACGCCAGGGCCUCUUGGACAAGUACAUCGAGGGGCGAAAACACAGGGAAAGCAACAAAGAAGAACGUCAUCAAACCUCGGCCAGAAAAGACACCAACAAAUGGCUUAACAACAACCCACCUAAGGGGGUUAUAAACUGCAUAUCUGGAGGAUUCGCAGGAGGCGGAGAAACAAAUUCAGCACAGAAGCGGAGUUACCGUGCAAUGCUAGCAAUCAAAGGAACAACACCGCCAAACAACAAAGAUAUGCAGGACCUAGAAAUCACUUUUAACCAAGCUGAUAUAUGCUCAGCCACCCCUCACACAGACGACCCAGUAGUAAUCUCCAUUCAAACAGGCAACCUUCUGGUAAGAAAAGUCCUUUUGGACCCAGGUAGUAGUGCAGAUGUCCUGUUUUACUCUACUUUUUCAAAAAUGAAUCUAUCUGAAAAACUAAUGCAACCCUCAUCUGGAGAAUUAGUAGGAUUCUCUAGAGAAAGAGUGUCGAUCAAGGGCUAUAUAUGGCUAAGGACUACAAUGGAAAAUGACCCGUUGUCAAGGACCUUGGACAUACAAUACCUAAUAGUUGACUGCCCUAGUCCUUAUAACAUUAUUCACGGAAGACCUACUCUGAACAUGUUCAGAGCAGUCAUAUCUACUUAUCAUCUAUGUGUUAAAUUUCAGGCACAGGGCGGCAAGAUAGUAACAAUACAUUCAGAUCGCCAACAAGCUCGGCAGUGCUAUAAUGCGAGCCUAAAAAGAUCGGACACAAGCCUGAAACAACGUGAAGUCCAUUCAAUACAUGGCACGGAAGUAUUAUCCUUGGCCGAGCUUGAUCCUCGAGGGGACACCCAAGAAAGACCUCAACCAGCAGACGAGCUCCAGAAAAUCCAACUGACCCAUAUGCCGGAAUAG
Molecule: messenger RNA, 1884 nt
Organism: Arachis stenosperma
Lineage: Eukaryota; Viridiplantae; Streptophyta; Magnoliopsida; Fabales; Fabaceae
Exons: 1
Coding region: 1-1884 (627 amino acids)
Source: RefSeq, a predicted model, not a curated record